Effrenium voratum is the source of this 519-nucleotide messenger RNA. NCBI's taxonomy places the organism in Eukaryota, Dinophyceae, Suessiales, Symbiodiniaceae. The record is from the annotation of a GenBank genome assembly.
AUGUCAGACCAGCACAACGUCUAUGUUCUCCUGUGCGAGCGCGUCGCCCCAGAGGCUUUGGCUCUUGCCAUCCAGGGCACCGACCCACUCUUUCCAGUUGGCAAGCCCACUCAGGAAGGCGUGGAGAUCCACAAGAGUUUGCUGCAGGGCUUGCUCAGCGUCCAGCGGCGGGUGCAAAGUCUGCUGGACAUGAUCAGCUUCGUAAACACGAAGCGCCGUAACGUUAGCACGCAGAAGCGCCAGCUGCCAGCGAUCCAGGAGAUUUUGGAGACUGCCUCUGGAAGCCCAUACCGAGCGCUGACUUCUACCGAGGAACUCCCAGACAAGGCAGCAAAGCUGCCCCGGAAGUAUGAGAAAGAACCCACCGAGGAGAGCUUGCAGGAUUUCUGGCAGGAGCUGGCAGAAAGGGAGUCGGUGCACUUGGUGGUGGAUUUGUUGACUCAGACCAGUGAGAAGCCGGGGUCUUCUGAUGACAAGGCAGGGAAAUCCUCGUUGGGCGACAAACCUGGAUCUCCGUAA